Moneuplotes crassus is the source of this 848-nucleotide messenger RNA. The record is from the annotation of a GenBank genome assembly. NCBI's taxonomy places the organism in Eukaryota, Ciliophora, Spirotrichea, Euplotida, Euplotidae.
UGAGUAUAGAUGAGGCUUUCUGAAGUCGAGGAGGUUUAGUUUUAUAGUUGAGCAUUUUUGGACUUUGAUUGAAAGAUUUUCGAGGGGAGGGAUGUAUUCAGGAGGGAUUCUUAAGGUGAUUUGGGUUAAUGUAUCAGCCCAAGGAUAUUGGAGAAUGUCUGGAGAAAGUUUAUCUCCCAAAACAUUAGUCACCACAUCGUGUAAAUACUGAGUGAGAAAACCUUCUAUAAUAACGCUACCGUCAGCAAUAAUCAUUAGGUGUUCCAGCUUUGAUUUUCCAUUUGUUCUCGCUACGACUUCUCCUGGCUUUAUAACUCAUUCAGAAAAUUCUACUUUCUUUGCUCAAUAACAAGACAGAAGAAUCUUCAUAAAUUGCUUCAUGCUCAAAUUUAUUCUCAUAAAAUUCAAUGACACAGAUUUCUGAUUGCUGAGCAAGCGGAUAUAUUUCUGAAAGCUUUUGGCUCUCUGCAAGUCAUCAGUGAUAACUAUAUUAUCAGCAGGAAUCAUCCAUCUAAUUCUCUGUGUAGUCAUUCUGAAUACCUUGUUGAGUUUGGUCUUGCUCAUAACUUUGCCUUGGAAUCCAACCAUUGCGGCUGGGUAUCCACUUCUGUAGACCAGCAUGUGGGUGAGAGGCUGGCGAGGACCUGCUCUCGCAUUGGAAGGAUACCAAUAAAAAGCAAAAGCUUGCCCGUACAGGUACGGCUGGUAGUUGGACAGGAAGGCAUUGUUUGCAUCCGAAGUGAGCUGCUUGUCUUCAGCCCAGAUUUUCACUUGGGAUUGUGAGUAGAGUUCGGCCAUGACCAUUUCGAUCAUUUGGGAGUCUUGGAGUUGACAUUGGGCUUCCAUUU